This is a messenger RNA of Gloeophyllum trabeum ATCC 11539, 1608 nucleotides long. RefSeq names its product WD40 repeat-like protein. Gene Ontology annotation, cellular component: preribosome, large subunit precursor. Gene Ontology annotation, biological process: ribosome biogenesis. The transcript has 4 exons. Gene Ontology annotation, molecular function: protein binding. Lineage: Eukaryota; Fungi; Basidiomycota; Agaricomycetes; Gloeophyllales; Gloeophyllaceae. The coding region runs from base 68 to 1459 and encodes 463 amino acids. The record is from RefSeq and is a predicted model, not a curated record.
UUGCAAGUCUGCCUCUUCAUCGUCGACGCAGACCAGGUCACGGAUACUACGACACAAAAUUACCGACAUGGCUUCAGAAGCGACACGACCUGUUGUCUUUACGACGUCUACGCCCUACCCGUUGCCGACGCAAAAGUUUAUGAUCCCGGUUUCAUGGCGGCGGUAUCAGCUUUCGCAGCUCAUAAACAAGGCACUGUCCUUGGAGAAACCCGUUCCAUUCGACUUUCUCGUGAGGGGGGAGAUAUUGCGAGGGAGCUUGGCGGAAUGGUGUGCAGAGAAGGGUGUAGGCGAGGAGGAAACGCUGGAGAUAGAAUACAUCGAGUCGGUUUUACCUCCGCAAAAGUUUAGCUCGAUGCCGCACGAGGACUGGGUGUCUGCUGUUUCUUGCCGGGUCCCCAGAACGUUCGUGACUGGAUCGUACGACGGGAGCAUACGCACUUUCUCCUACUCGCGACAACUGCUGCAGACCGUCCAUAUACACGAGGCUCCCAUAACGUCCCUCUGCGUCCUCCCAUCGUCUGAAUCCAACGACGCGCACACUGUCGCCACUGCGUCGCAGGACAUGACAGCUCGCUUGACAACAGUACAAUCUACCCCCGACACUCGUGACCCGCCGUCGAGCAAGAUACUGGCGUCCCUUCACCUCCACACCGCCCCUGUCUCCUCCGUCUCUGUCAAUUCCUCCGGGUCACAUUUGCUCACGGCCAGCUGGGACACGCUCAUCGGCGUGUGGAGCACGUCUGUACCCGCCGACGACGAGAUCUCGCCGGACGACCUGGCGCCAGGCAGGGUGUCGAAGCGGAGGAGGCUGACGACGAAGGAAAAGGGGAGCGCGGAGGAGGGCCAGGUGAGACGCAAGGCGCCGGUGCAGGUGAUGAAGAGCCAUACGGCGCGAGUGACGAAAGCCGUGUUCGGCGGCGAAGGUACGGCGGCGAGCCGGAGCGCUGCGUACAGCUGCGGGCUCGACUCGACGGUGCGGACGUGGGACGUGGAGAGCGGAGUGUGCCUGCAGACGAUUAACGCGUCGGAAAAGCCGAUGACGGACCUGGCGCUCAUGCCCGGCGGCCAGACGGCGCUCGCGGCUGCGACGGACCGCACGGUGACCGCGUACGACCUCCGGCUCUCCCCGACGUCGUCUGCCCCCGCGGUGGCCAGCAUGCUCCACCCCUCCCUGCCCUCCUGCCUGACUGUUCCGCUCUCGCCGCUGAACACCGGCGCUGCAAACGCCAGCGCCCACCAGUUCCUCAGCGGUGCGUACGACGGCGCUGUGCGGUUAUGGGAUCUCAGGAGCGUGAAGGCGCCUAUUGCCAGCUUCAAGAUCGCGGAGGGGAAGGUGCUUAGCGUGGACUGGGCCGUGCUCGAGCAGAGCGGGUCGGGCAUCGCAGGUGUAGGUGGAGAAGGAGGGCUGGAGGUCUGGAAAAUCGGAGCAGAUAGUACGCCGACACCUUUAGAGAAGUAAGGCUCUGGACGCGCGUUUGGAGGUAACUGGAGGAUUAUAAGGUACGCUAGCGGACCGAGCGAUUGGCUAGGAUGUCAAUAUUGUCACGGUUUCUUGGCAAGGACGUACGCCCUUGUAAGAUGUGCCUGUUACUGUAAGCAAGACGCCAG